UUUCUCGACUAUAAAAGCAACCGAUUAUUCCAUUCGGUGGAUUCAUUCAAAACGAAAUUCUAAAAUAGCAUCUGCACUUCAAUAUAUUCAACAAAGCAAAACUAUUUGAUUCGUGGUGAAAUUUUUAUUAUUCAGAUUGGUUUUCUACUGAAAAACCGAUUGUCUCAAUGAAGAAUACAAAAAAGGUUUCAAUUUUCGUUUUUAUUUCGUGUUUAAAUUUUUUGUUCGUCACAAGUGACAUUUUGUUGUUUGAACGUUAUCCGGAUCAACGACAAAUUGAACAUCGCGAUUAUGAUAAACGUUUUGAUGAUGAUUUUGAACAAAAUGAAUUUUGGUCAUCCAUACGUCGUCAAAAUGAUGAUGUACUAAGAAGACAAAAUUUCGAUAGUGAAGAUCGUCAAAUCAGAAGUGUUGAUGAUUUUGAACGUCAAAUCGAUGAUGAUCGACGAUUUGAUGGCCAAAUAGAAUUAAAUAAACAUUUUGAUGAGCAAAGAAUUGAACGUUCUGAUCGAUUUGAUGACUAUCGAGAACUAAUUGAAGAACGAUUUGAUCAACGGAGAGUUGAACGCUCUGAUCGAUUUGAUGACCAUCGAGAACUAAUUGAAGAACGAUUUGAUCAACGGAGAGUUGAACGCUCUGAUCGAUUUGAUGACCGUCGCGAACGUCUUGAAGAGAAAUUCGAUGAAAACCGUCGCGAACGUUAUGAUCGAUUUGAUGACCGUGAAGAACGUUUUGAUCGAGAAGAAAUUCGAGAACAAUGGCAAUACCGUAAUAGAGAUGAUAACCGAAUGGAUGAACGACGAGAACGAUUGGACACCGAUAGACGAAGAGAAACGGAAUCAAAUGAUCGUCGAUCCGAUGAUCGAAUUGAUAUGGACAGACGUAACGAUGAACGAUCAAAUGAAUUUAGCCGUGACAAUGAACAUCUACACGACAAUGAACGUUGUGAACGUAGUGAUAAUGAUGAAUUAUGGACUAUUGAAUCAAGAUUCAAUCGACGUGAAAAUGAAGAGAUGACCAAUUCGGAACGACGUCAAGAACAACGUCGUGAAAAUCAUAUUAAUCAUUUGUCACAAUAUUGGCGUAUGGAUCAAUUUUUCAAACCAGAUUCAACCAAUCUGGCAACAAAUUUAUUGACCAAUUCAGUACCAAUUCUUUUGGCAUUCUUAGCAACGUACAAAUUUUUCAAUGACAAAAAGUCAUUCAUUUAAUUUAUCCACACAUGAAUGAAUUGAUCUCAUGAGAAACAAAA
Molecule: messenger RNA, 1252 nt
Organism: Dermatophagoides farinae (American house dust mite)
Lineage: Eukaryota; Metazoa; Arthropoda; Arachnida; Sarcoptiformes; Pyroglyphidae
Source: RefSeq, a predicted model, not a curated record